Molecule: messenger RNA, 5169 nt
Organism: Charadrius vociferus (killdeer)
Lineage: Eukaryota; Metazoa; Chordata; Aves; Charadriiformes; Charadriidae
Gene: ARHGEF17
Product: Rho guanine nucleotide exchange factor (GEF) 17
Exons: 23
Coding region: 1-5169 (1722 amino acids)
Biological process (GO): actin cytoskeleton organization
Molecular function (GO): guanyl-nucleotide exchange factor activity; protein binding
Source: RefSeq, a predicted model, not a curated record
AUGCUCAACACCAGCAGCCUGAGGACCAGCUCUGACAGCAGUGAGAGCCGCGUCCCGCACCCGGCUCUCCGUUCUCCCCGCGGAGCUCCGCCGGAGCCCGGCCCGCAUUCCUGGCAUAACUCGACUCGACCGCAACCACCCUCCUCCUCCCCAUCACCCCGCUCCAACGGGGAGGAUGAAGCGGCCGCAUCCCGGUCCCCCCGCGCUUCAUCCGGCAGCGAAGGCGAAGGGCAAAGCGGUGCCCACCGUCACCGCGCCGCCCGGAAGAAGAAGAAGGAGAGUGGUGGUUGGGAGAGCCCGGCGGAUGGCGGCGAUGCCGAGGCCGAAGGCUGCGGGAGGGUGGUCCCCCGUCAUCCGUUGCCCGUGGUGGCCCGUGUCUCCAAGGUGAACAUCCUGCCCUUCGGCAGCCCCGGUGGGUCACGGAGCAGCAGUCGUUACUCCAGCACGGAGACGCUGAAGGAAGAGGAACAGUUUGGGAUCUGUUGGCCCAACCAAGGACGGACUCUCCAGGCGGGUUACGGCAUCUACCGAUCACCCAGUUUCGGGACGAGCGAUGGCCUGGCAUGGGGACAGCCGGCCCUCCGCGUCCGUCCCAAGCUACCACAGGGCACAGACAAGGCAAAACUGGACUUUGGGGGUGAGAGCCUGCACCAGCCAGGGCUGGAAGGGGAGCGGGCCAAGCACCGCAAAUCCUUGUCCAACCCCGACAUCGCCACCGAGACCCUGACACUCCUCAGCUUCCUCAAAUCAGACCUCUCGGAGCUGAAGGUGAAGAAGAAAGGGGUGAGGAUUGGCCUUGACGCAGGCUCUGAUGGCUGCUCUGGCAUUGCCAACCCCUCCCCGGGCAGCCACGGCGCUGCUCAGCCCCCCAACCGCUGGGCGCCGGGCGAGCGGCCAACGCUCAAGGACCUGACGGCCACUUUGCGUCGAGCCAAGUCCUUCACCUGCUCCGAAAAGUCGGGGACACGGAGGCUUUUCCUACAGAGCACCAUGAAGCAGAGCUCCUCCGAGCUCCUCCUGGCCACUGCCGACAGCCAGGACCGGGUGGCUUUGGAUGGGGGACAGCCGGGGGAUGAUGAUGCUCUCCCCAUGGUCAUCCAGGACCAGUACAUCCAGGAGGCGAGGCAGGUCUUCGAGAAGAUCAGCAGGAUGGGUUCCCAGCAGGACUAUGGCUUCACAGCCGAGCAGAAGGACAGUGAAAGUGUGGAGGGCACCGAGGUGGUGGCACCGACAGGGACGACGAAUGUGACCCUUCAGGGACGGGCAGAGAGCACACGGUGUUUGAAGGAAGUGGAGUCGGAGAUCAUCACUCGCAGGAAAUCCAUGGAGGAGCUGUCGGGUCACGAGUCGAGCGUGACAGACGAGGGCAUCGUCACGGAGCCAGAGCCCGCGGGGAUGCCCUUCCAAGACCUGCAUGAAGCCGUGGACGCCUGGACGCUGCCCAGUGCUGGGCCAGCAGCCGGGGACACUGAAAUGCCACUGCCCGCUCACCCGGCAGUGGUGGUUGAAGACCUUCCAGCUGGCAAAUCCGAGACACCGAGCACCCCCGGCAGCUUGCGACGUCGACGUAAGUUCCCCUCAGCGGGUGCCAAUGGGAUGGAGGGUGGCAGCGAGGGUGGCACCGAACCCUACCGCUCCCUGAGCGACCCCAUGCCCCACCGGAGAUGCUCGGUGGCGGAGGAAGUGAAGAAUUUCUCCGUUGACAGCAACCUCCUGGGGUCACUGAGCACCAAGGCGGGGAUCCCCCAACCCGCCACCAUUGCAGGCAGCGCAGGCAGCGCAGGCAGCGACCUGUCGCUGGGCAGUGAUGGGCCGCGGGACUACAGCAGCCUCAUCCAAACCAUCGUCAGCCAGCCUGGUGCCAUGGCUAAGCUCAUCGAUGAGAAGGGCAACGGCAAGACCAUCAAGAAGAAGUCAUUGAGCGCCCCCAGCCGCCGCGGUGAGCUGCCGGCCGGUGCCUUUGAAGGUCCCGGUGAGGCCAUCAGCGAGCUGGAGCCCAGCAUCCCACCGUCCAGCAGUGAGCCCAUCCUCUCAGCACAACCAGCAGCACCGGGCACCGGCCGUGGUUAUGGCUUUGACCCCAAGUUGGCAGAUGUGUUGUCCCCUCGCAUUGCCCGGCGCAGCUCCAAGAAGCGCUCCAACCGUGCGGCUCACCAGGAAAACCAACCACCGCCAGCCCACCUCCCUGUGCCGGCUGCUGGCCGCUCACCCGGCAAAUCCUUCCCGACCCUCCAGCCUCCUUCACUGGAGGAUGUCACCAAACGGUACAUGCUGGCCCUCAACUCAGGUGAUGCGUCCCCUGGUCCUGGGGAUGGACCCCGUUCUCCGCCUGCUGCCCCACCGCCCCGGCUGCCUCGGUGCCCACGGCCACCCGACGAACACGGCCCCAGGACCAAGCCACAGGUGGACAUGAGGAAACACGUCAUCAUGACGCUGCUGGACACGGAGCAGUCCUACGUGGAGUCCUUGCGCACCUUGAUGCAGGGUUACAUGAAACCACUGAAGCAGCCAGAGAACUCGCUGUUGUGUGACCCGUCGCUGGUGGACGAGAUCUUCGACCAAAUCCCCGAGCUGCUGGAGCACCACGAGCAGUUCCUGGAGCAGAUCCACGACUGCGUGCAGAACUGGCACGAGAAGCAGAAAGUGGGCGACCUCCUCGUGCAGUCGUUCUCCAAGGACGUGCUGGUGAACAUCUACUCCGCCUACAUCGAUAACUUCCUCAAUGCCAAGGAUGCCGUCAGGAUCGCCAAGGAAGCCCGGCCGGCAUUCAUGAAGUUCCUGGAGCAAAGCAUGCGAGAGAACAAGGAGAAGCAAGCUCUGUCCGACCUGAUGAUCAAGCCGGUGCAGAGGAUCCCACGAUAUGAGCUGCUGGUGAAGGACCUGCUGAAGCACACACCAGAGGACCAUCCCGACCACCCUUUCCUCAUCGAUGCCCAGCGCAACAUCAAACAAGUGGCGGAGAGGAUCAACAAGGGCAUGAAGAGCGCAGAGGAGGUGGAGAGGAACGCCCGGAUUGUGCAGGAGAUCGAGUCCCACAUUGAAGGGAUGGAGGACCUCCAGGCCCCACUCCGCAGGUUCCUGCGCCAGGAGAUGGUCGUGGAAGUGAAGGCGGUGGGUGGGAAGAAGGACCGCUCCUUCUUCCUCUUCACGGACCUGCUGGUGUGCACAACGUUGAAGCGCAAGUCGGGCUCCCUCCGCCGCAGCUCCAUGAGCCUGUACACGGCAGCCAGCGUGAUCGACACUGCCAGCAAGUACAAACUGCUCUGGAAGCUGCCGCUGGAGGACGUGGACAUCGUCAAAGGGGCCUCGCAAGCCACCAACCGGGAGAGCAUCCAGAAAAGCAUCUGCCGCCUGGAUGAAGACCUCAGCACAUUGGGGCAAGUCAGCAAGCUGUCGGAGACCCUCAGUUUCCCCCACCAGACCCUGGAUGACGUGAUCAAGGACCUGAUGGCUGCCAUCCACCGGGAGCUGGCAGAGAAACAAUCCCUGUCCUUCAGCAUGGCCUUCCCCCCCAACAAGGUGGAGCUCAGCACCACCAAAGCUGAUGGCACCGAAUCCUUCAUCUUUGAGUUCCCCAACCCCGAUGCCCGGCUCGGCUUUGAGCAAGCCUUCGAGGAUGCCAAGAAGAAGCUGGCUUCCAGCAAAAACUGCCUGGACCCAGAGUUCCUCAAGGCCAUCCCCAUCAUGAAGACGCGGAGUGGGAUGCAGUUUUCUUGUGCUUCUCCCAGCCACGGCAGUCCGGAAAGCUCCCACGAGGUUUGGGUUUGCAACAGCGAUGGUUACGUGGGGCAGGUUUGUUUGCUCAGCAUCCGUAAGGAGCCCACGGUGGAGGCGUGCAUCGCCGUCUGCUCCGCCAGGAUCCUCUGCAUCGCCUCCGUGCCCGGUCUCAAGCGGGCCUGCUUCUUUCCCCCCUUCCCCUCCCCUCGUCGCGGCAGGGAGCGUGCCGAGCCGGUGGGCAGCCCCUCCUCGGAGCCGAUGCCGGCGCAGCCAGAGGAUGCGGGGCCGCAGCCGUGCCUGCACAUCUCCAUCUCGGGUUCGUCGCUGGAGCUCUCGGAGCCGGUUGACGGUGGCAACAGGGAGCUGGUGCCCUUCGAUAGCGACGACACGGAUGAUGAGUCCUCGCCCAGCCCCUCGGGGACGCUGCAGAGCCAAGCCAGCCACUCCACCAUCUCCUCCAGCUUCGGCAAUGAAGAGAUCCCAAGCUGCAAGGAGGCAACGGCAGAGACGACGAGCUCGGAGGAAGAGCAAGAACCCGGCUUCAUGCCCAUCACCGGCACCUACGGCCAAAACCGGCACGGCGAGAGCCCCACGGAUGGUCGAGCCCUACGCCGCUCCAGCCGCGGCUCCUUCACCCGGGGAAGCCUUGAGGACCUCCUCAGCCUUGACCCUGAAGCGCAUCAGAGCUCCAUGUGGCUGGGCACCGAGGAUGGCUGCAUCCAUGUCUACCAGUCCUCGGACAACAUCCGUAACAGGAAGAACAGCAUGAAGAUGCAACACGCGGCUGCCGUCAUGUGCAUCUUGUACCUCGAUAACCAGGUUUUCGUGUCGUUGGCCAACGGGGAGCUCGUUGCGUAUCAGCGGGAGGCAGGCCGCUUUUGGGACCCCCAAAACUCCAAGUCCCUGUCCCUGGGCUCGCCGGGGAGCCCCAUCACCAAGAUGGUAGCGGUGGCGGGGAAGCUGUGGUGUGGCUGCCAAAACCGGGUCAUCGUCCUCAACACCGCCACGCUGGCGCAAGAGCACACACUCCAGGUGGGACAGGACGGCGGGCGCAGCGUCACCUGCAUGGUGAGCGCAGGGACAGGCGUGUGGGUGGCGCUGCAGAGCAGUGCCCAGGUCCGGCUUUACCACGCCACCAGCUACGAGCAGUUGGCCGAAGCGGAUAUCACCCCUCCGGUACACAAGAUGCUCGCCGGUUCGGAUGCCAUCAUCCGGCAGCACAAAGCGGCGUGCCUGCGGAUCACGGCUCUCCUGGCGUGUAAGGAUUUGCUGUGGAUCGGGACCAGCGCCGGCGUGGUGUUGACCCUCGCCGUCUCGGCCAAGGCGGCCCCGGUACUGGUGGGGCUUUCCCAAGGUCACACCGGUCACGUCCGCUUCCUCACCGCCAUCGAGCUGCCCGACGGCUUCGACGUCCUCUUCCCGUUGCCGAGGGAGACGGGUCUCCCCCGGUGA